AUGGCAGAAGACGUCAAGACCAAAAUCAAGAACUAUAAGACUGCCCUUUUUGACAGCCUCUUCCCCAACCAGAACCAGACGAGGAGCUGCUCGCAGAACUACCUGGACUUCCACCGCUGCCAGAAGGCGAUGACCGCAAACGGGGGUGACGUCUCUGUGCGUAAACGGUACCAGCACAUGUACAAGCCGCUCUGCCCUAAGUCCUGGGAUGACCACUGGGCAGAAAGUACGUUUUCUGGGAAGAUUUGA
This is a messenger RNA of Nycticebus coucang (slow loris), 249 nucleotides long. RefSeq names its product cytochrome c oxidase subunit 6B1-like. NCBI's taxonomy places the organism in Eukaryota, Metazoa, Chordata, Mammalia, Primates, Lorisidae. The transcript has a single exon. Bases 1 to 249 code for a protein of 82 amino acids. Gene Ontology annotation, cellular component: mitochondrial inner membrane; respiratory chain complex IV; mitochondrion. The record is from RefSeq and is a predicted model, not a curated record.